Molecule: messenger RNA, 2415 nt
Organism: Knipowitschia caucasica
Lineage: Eukaryota; Metazoa; Chordata; Actinopteri; Gobiiformes; Gobiidae
Source: the annotation of a GenBank genome assembly
AUGCCCAAGAAGGCUAAGGAGGAGGCGGAGUGGCAGGACGACGAGGCCCCGCCAGCCGCAGCACCGGAAAAAACUGUGAAGAAAGGAAAGAAAAAUAAGAAGGACAAAAAAAGCUUCUUUGAGGAUCUUGCCACAGAAAGCCAACCAGACAAGGCCGAGGACGGUCCUGCUAAAGAAGCGCAAGGGAAGCAUGGAAAGCCUCAGAAAAAAAAGAAAGACCGGCGGAAAGGCAAAGGGGGUGACGACGAUGAUGAGGAGGAUGAAGACGUCACACUGAAGCUGGAGAAACUGUCAGUCCAGCCCAGCGAUGAAGACGAGGAGGAGACGGUUGCUGCUCCUAAAGGCAACAAGAAGAACAAGGGUGGGAACAUCUUUGCAGCUCUGAGCCAGGGCCAGAGUGACGAAGAGGAAGAGGACGACGACUCGGAAGAAGAGAAGGUUGUCAGAAAGGAUGUUGAGAAGGGCAAGAAGAAAACUGACAAGAAACCGGAUAACAAGCAGGCAAAGAAAGGCAAAGCUGCUGAGUCCAGUGAUGAAGAGGAGGAGAGCGAUGGAGACGACACCAUGAAGAGCGCAGAGGACGUGAUCGCUCAGCAGGCGCAGCAGCAGGAGGAAGACCCCUUUGCCAACCUCAGCAAGAAAGAGAAGAAGAAGAAAAAAAAACUGCUGGAGUACGAGCGGCAGGUGGCCAGUGUGCGUGCUCAGAACGCCAUGGAGGGAGACUUCUCCAUCUCUCAGGCCGAGCUGUCCUCCAGGCAGGCCAUGCUGGAGAAUGCCUCCGACAUCAAGCUGGAGAGAUUCAGCAUCUCGGCUCACGGAAAGGAGCUUUUCGUCAACGCAGACCUGCUGAUCGUGGCUGGCCGCAGAUAUGGUUUGGUGGGACCAAAUGGUAAAGGAAAGACCACACUGUUGAAACACAUAGCCAACAGAGCCCUCAGUAUUCCCCCCAACAUCGAUGUCCUCCUGUGUGAGCAGGAGGUGGUGGCAGACGACACCCCUGCAGUCCAGGCGGUGCUGAAGGCCGACACUAGGCGUCUGAAACUGCUGCAGGAGGAGAAGCAGCUGCAGUCGCGCCUCGAGAUGGGAGAGGACAGUGUGGCUGAGAGGCUUGACAAGGUGUAUGAGGAGCUGAGGGCGAUCGGUGCAGCUGCAGCAGAAGCCAAAGCUCGCAGGAUCCUGGCCGGUCUGUCAUUCACACCCGAGAUGCAGAACAGGCCCACCAAGAAGUUCUCUGGAGGAUGGAGGAUGAGAGUGUCCUUGGCCCGAGCACUGUUCAUGGAGCCCACUCUGCUCAUGCUGGACGAGCCCACCAACCACCUGGACCUGAACGCUGUCAUCUGGCUCAACAAUUACCUUCAGGGCUGGAAGAAGACUCUGUUGAUUGUGUCUCACGACCAGAGCUUCCUGGACGAGGUCUGCUCAGACAUCAUCCACCUGGACAUGCAGAAGCUCUUCUACUACAGGGGCAACUACUUGACAUUCAAGAAGAUGUACGUGCAGAAGCAGAAAGAGCUGCAGAAACAGUACGACAAACAGGAGAAGAAGCUGAAGGAGCUCAAAGCUGGAGGGAAGUCCACCAAACAGGCCGAGAAGCAGACGAAGGACGUGCUAACCCGGAAGCAGCAGAAGGGCAAGAAGAAGGGCGGCCAAGAGGAGGAGAGCCUAGAGGCACCGGACCUCCUCAAGAGGCCCAAAGAGUACACUGUCAAGUUCACAUUCCCCAACCCGCCUCCACUGUCCCCCCCCAUCCUGGGACUGCACUGUGUGGACUUUGGAUACGAGUCACAGAAGCCGCUCUUCAAGAACGUGGACUUCGGUAUCGACAUGGACUCCAGAAUUUGUAUCGUUGGACCGAACGGCGUGGGGAAGAGUACACUGCUGCUGCUGCUCACAGGAAAAUUGCCCCCGACUAAAGGCGAGAUGAGGAAGAACCAUCGUCUGAAAGUGGGCUUCUUCAACCAGCAGUACGCAGACCAGCUGAACAUGGAGGAGACGGCCACAGAGUACCUCCAGAGGAACUUCAACCUUCCGUACCAGGACGCACGCAAGUGUCUGGGCCGCUUUGGUCUGGAGAGCCACGCCCACACCAUCCAGAUCUGCAAGCUCUCCGGUGGGCAGAAGGCCAGGGUGGUGUUUGCGGAGCUUUCCUGUCGCCAGCCGGACGUCCUUAUAUUGGAUGAACCCACCAAUAACCUGGACAUCGAGUCGAUCGAUGCUCUGUCUGAAGCCAUCAACGAGUACAAAGGAGCGGUGAUCAUCGUGAGUCACGACGCGCGCCUCAUCACAGAGACGCAGUGCCAGCUCUGGGUGGUGGAGGACUGCCUGGUGAACCAGAUCGACGGGGACUUCGAGGACUACAAGAGGGAGGUGCUUGAGUCUCUGGGGGAGACAAUGGUGAACAAGGUCAACCCGUGA